CUUGUUAUUGUUAUUCUUUUUUUUUUUUGUGGUUGUUUUCGUUGUUUUUUUUUAUCAUGAGUGCAAGCGCCAUUCCGCUGUCGAACGUCUCGGCACCCGACCUCAAGCGCGCGGGCUGUGCUCGAUUCGGCUUUUUGCGCAAGCUCACGGGCGCGAUGGGCAGCUGGAAGUUGCGGUACAUUCUGGUGCGCGCCGGAUGCGUCUACAUUUACAAGACCGCGACGGCAUCGAGCUCGCAGGAGCAGUACCCGCUGGUCUUGUUUGACUUUGAGGGCAAGUCAGAGUUCCGAAAGGUCCAGCAUGUCAUGCGCCUCGUGCCCAAAAGCCCGUCCAUCAACCCCAUAUACCUUGCAGCAGCCUCGCUGACAGACAUGGAGGCGUGGCUCAAGGUCUUCCGAACAGAAGCCGCGCGCUUUGUCCAGCGCCCAUCGUUUGUUGGCGGCGCGCCCUCGACACCCCCCGCCCGUGCACCUGCACCACUCACCUCUGCCCGCUCGUCGCUGUCGCUGGGCGGCUCGCCUGCGCACGCGCCUCCGGUGCCUGGCCAAGGCGAAGGCUCGUACAUUUACGACUUUGACAGCUACGACGCCGCACACGACUACCACGAUCUCGAGCCGGGAGCAGAGGGCGAUGCGUACAUCCAACUCGAGGACGACGAUGACGACGACGACGAUGUCCACAACGGCGACUAUGUCGAUCUCGAGUCAGACGAGGAAGAAGGAGGUCUACAUCCCUACGACGACGUCUUUGACGACGGCCAACCUAUCGGCCACUCGUACCCAUCGCACGGCGGCCACAACAGCCCCGCAGCGUUGCCGCCAGUGUCACGCGAUAACAAGCCCCGUGGCGCACCCGAACUGCCGGCUCGUGGUAGUGGUGGUGGUGGCGUUCACACCCCGCCGCCGCUGCCAGGCAACCAUCCAAUGGCUCGCCCCGGCGGCGUCAGCGGCAGGGGUAGCGCUCCUGCUGUGCGACCACCACUCACCUGCGUGGAAGACGCACGGUGGUUUUACAGGGAAAUUUCGCGCGAAGUCGCCGAGGCCAAGCUCAUGACACAAGCCGCGGGCGCCUUCCUCAUCCGUUGCUCUGAAACACAGCCGGGCAAGCAUGUUCUCUCGGUUAUGGGCUACGACCGAGUUCGGCAUUACAAGAUCUUUUCCGAGCGCAACUCGUACUCUAUCGCCGACGACAAGACUUUCACCUCGGAAUUGGAUCUCUUGAAACACUACCACACCAGCACAUUGCCAAACGCCACAGACAAUCUGCGAAUCUUGAAGGGCGUCGUGUCUUGAAGUGAGCGGUGGCUGUUUUUUUGCUUUUUUUGCUUUUUGUCUUGUUGGUUUUUCGUUUCCGGUUGAAACGGACUGGCACAAAUGCUGUUUCAACACCACCUCCCCAUCAGUCGUAUUCCUCGAUUUCAAUUGCGUUGGCAUUCGUUCUCGCUCGUUCUUCCUGUCUCUUCAUGAUGCGAACUUUCAACUUUGAUAGGUCUUGC
Capsaspora owczarzaki ATCC 30864 is the source of this 1495-nucleotide messenger RNA. RefSeq lists its product as hypothetical. NCBI's taxonomy places the organism in Eukaryota, Filasterea, Ministeriida, Capsasporidae. The record is from RefSeq and is a predicted model, not a curated record. The transcript has 2 exons. The coding region runs from base 57 to 1292 and encodes 411 amino acids. Gene Ontology annotation, molecular function: SH3 domain binding. Gene Ontology annotation, biological process: signal transduction.